AUGGCGCGCGGGGCGGGGUGCCGGCGUGGGGCCGACGGGGAAGGGGAGAGGGUUGCCCGGGCCGGCGGGAGAGGGAGAGCGCACGGGUCGGAGGGGGCGCGGAGGCAGGGGCACACACGGAGGCGGAGGGACGGGGAGGGAGACAGAGACAGAGACAGAGAGCUGACUAGCAGCACGGACAGAGGUGGCGUACGGAAGACACAUGUGCGGACAUCUUUUAUUCUGGCAGGCGAGCGGGGGUGGGGGCCGUGA
Messenger RNA from Chondrus crispus (carragheen), 252 nucleotides. RefSeq lists its product as hypothetical. NCBI's taxonomy places the organism in Eukaryota, Rhodophyta, Florideophyceae, Gigartinales, Gigartinaceae. The record is from RefSeq and is a predicted model, not a curated record. The transcript has a single exon. Bases 1 to 252 code for a protein of 83 amino acids.